Molecule: messenger RNA, 1929 nt
Organism: Closterium sp. Yama58-4
Lineage: Eukaryota; Viridiplantae; Streptophyta; Zygnematophyceae; Desmidiales; Closteriaceae
Source: the annotation of a GenBank genome assembly
AUGCGAAUGGCGGAGAGCAGUCCCGUGAGUGAUAGCAGCACGCCUUUGGGCUCUGAUGACGAACCGAAUGUCGCAUGCGGUCGCAGGCGGCAUCGCGUGCUGAUGGUGUGCGACUUCUUCUUCCCCAACUUCGGCGGCGUGGAGAGCCACAUCUACCUGCUCGCGCAGUGCCUGCUGCAGCGCGGCCACAAGGUGGUGGUGCUGACGCACGCGUAUGGCGACCGAGUGGGGGUGCGCUACCUCACCAACGGCCUCAAGGUCUACUACGCGCCGCGCCGCCCCGUGUGGCUGCAGGCCACGCCCCCCUCGCCACUCCCCUGCCUGUCGCUGCCGCUGUUCCGCGCCAUAGUGGAGCGCGAGCGCAUCGCCAUCGUGCACGCGCACCAGAGCUUCGCCCCCAUGUGCCACGACGCCCUCCUGCACGCCCCCACGCUCGCCCGCCGCGCCGUCUUCACUGACCACUCGCUCUGCGGCUUCGCUGACGCCGCCAGCAUCCACAUGAACAAGCUGCUGCAGUUCUCAACGGCGGGCAUCCACGCGGCCAUCUGUGUGUCGCACACGAGCAAGGAGAACACCGUGCUGCGCGCCGCGCCCUCGCUGCCGCCGCACCGCGUGGCCGUCAUCCCCAACGCCGUCGACGCCAACAACUUCCUCCCCGACCCCACCCGCUGCCCCCCGCCCCCUUUCCCUGCUGCCGCUGCCCCUGCUGCUGCCGCUGCUGCCGGGGAAGCGGUUGCUGUUGCAAGUGCUGGUGUGCGCAGUGAGAGAGGAGGGAGAGCGGCAGGGGAGGAUGGAGAAGGUGGUGGUGAGAACACAGGCGGUGCACACGAUGGGCGCGCUGCCAUGGCGUGCAGGGCUGCAGCUGGUGAGGCGACAUCGGGAGCAGAGGGCGCGGCAGAGGGGGCAGUGGGCCGCAGAGAGGCAGUGGGGGCUGGCGAGAGAGAGGAAGAGGCAGACAUGGAGGGAGGGGCGAGGGACGUGGCGGAGGCAGCAGCAGCAAGCACAGUGGCAUCCACACCACACCUGGCAGCAAGUGAGGUGGCGGGGAGGGUGGGGGCGGCAGGAGCAGGAGGGCACAGCAGCAUGGCGGUGGAGGCAGGGCGGGACGUGGCAGGCAGCACGGGGAAUGGCGUGGAGGCGAGGGAGGGGUUGGGGUUGGGGGCGGGUGGGGAGAUGGAGGUGGUGAUAGUGGUGAUCAGCCGCCUCGUGUACCGCAAGGGCGCUGACCUGCUCGUUGACGUCAUCCCCGCCGUCUGCCACCGCUUCCCCAAGGUGCGGUGGAUAAUAGGCGGGGACGGCGCCAAGAGGGGGCGGCUGGAGGAGAUGAGGGACCGCCACGGGCUGCACCACCGCGUCACCAUGCUGGGCGCCGUGCCGCACUCCCAAGUGCGCGACGUGCUCAUCCAGGGCCACAUCUUCCUCAACAGCUCGCUGACGGAGGCCUUCUGCAUCGCCAUCCUCGAGGCCGCCUGCUGCGGCCUCUUCGUCGUCGCCACGCGUGUUGGCGGCGUGCCCGAGGUGCUCCCCCCGGACAUGAUGCUGCUGGCGGACCCCAACCCGCCUGACAUCGUCAACGCCAUCGCACAGGCCAUUCAGAUCGUGCCACGUGUCAACCCCCAGGCCAUGCACGAGAGGGUGUCGCGCAUGUACAGCUGGCACGACGUGGCGGAGCGCACGGAGCGCGUGUACGACCGCGUCAUGGCCAUGCCGCUUGAUGACCUGCCCACCCGCCUCUCCAGGUACUAUGCGUGUGGGGUGGUGGCGGGCAAGCUGUUCUGCCUCGUCGUGCUGCUCAACUCGCUGCUCGCCGCCCUCCUCGCCCUCCUGCAGCCGGAGCAGCACAUGGAGGUGGCGCCUGACUUCCCCCGCAUGCCCACCGCACACCUGGCAGCGCCGCCGCCACCUGCCUCUCGUGCGCGCCCAGCGUGA